AUGGAGUAUAGAAGAACUGAUCUUAUCUUCAAUGAUUUGUGUGUUAAUCACCCCAAAGAAGUACUGAAACAUGUUUCUGGAGUAGCGACAAGGGGAAACAUAUUGGCUGUCAUGGGUCCUAGUGGUUCUGGGAAAACAACUUUGCUGAAUGCUUUAGCUGGAAGAGUCCACGUCACCUCCGGGAAGAUAACUCUGGAUGGAUCUUCAUUUGGGAAACAACAACGACGUCGUCUUGGUUACGUUCUCCAGGAUGACGUCUUCCUGUCCAACCUGACGCUAUGGGAGACAUUAUAUUUUACAGCGAUUCUAAGUAUGCCAAAAACAACUUCACAAGAACAGAAAUUGAAACAAAUAGACAGCAUCGUGACAUCCCUUGGACUCGAAAAGUGUCUUCAUACAGUUGUUGGUGACAUCUUUAAUAGGGGUUUAUCUGGUGGAGAAAGGAAAAGGACAAGCAUUGCAUGUGAACUUCUUCGAGACCCAGACCUACUUCUGAUAGACGAACCCACUUCUGGGUUAGACUCAAGCAUUGCACAUGAUUUGAUGGUACAGCUGAGAGAUUAUGCUACGAAUUACAACAAGACAUUAGUAACAACCAUUCACCAGCCUUCUAGUCAAGUCUUCCACAUGUUCUCCAACCUUCUGCUUUUACUUGAGGGACAGGUCGUAUACUUUGGCCCUGCGGACUCUACACUAAGCUAUCUGACUAGUCUCGGGAUAUCGAUUCCAGACGAAUACAACCCUGCCGAUAUUUUGUUGGAUGUAAUCACUUCAGACAGCGACACCGUCAGUACAAUCAAAGAAGGGGCUAUACAGAAAAGUUGGCUGACAUUCUGUGAUAAAUUUGAGUACAUUCCACGGAAAAAUGUGGCUAGAGUUGAUGACAACAGUGCUAUUGGUACUGAGAGAGGUGUAGUGAGAAAGGAACGGUCAGCAGGAAUGUACCGAUUGUCCACCUACUACCUGUCUAAGAUGACCAGUGAACUACCAUUUGUGCUGAUAAACCCUGUGUUGAUGAUAUCGAUGAUUUACUGGGUCGUCGGCCUGGGAGAGGUUGAUGGUUAUUUUGUGUUCCUGGGUAUCGGAAUACUUUACACCCUAAUGAUGCAGAGUGUGGGCCUUGUGAUCGGAUUUUGUAGUUCUGACCUACGCUUCAAUAUGGUGGUUGUAUUCAUGUGCUUGAAUGUGUCCCUAAAUAUAGGUGCUUAUCAUAAUGAAGAUUAA
Messenger RNA from Ylistrum balloti, 1224 nucleotides. RefSeq lists its product as uncharacterized. Gene Ontology annotation, molecular function: ABC-type transporter activity; ATP binding; ATP hydrolysis activity. Lineage: Eukaryota; Metazoa; Mollusca; Bivalvia; Pectinida; Pectinidae. The transcript has 10 exons. Bases 1 to 1224 code for a protein of 407 amino acids. Gene Ontology annotation, cellular component: membrane. The record is from RefSeq and is a predicted model, not a curated record.